GACUUCUGCGCAUGCGCAGCAGCCGCACACGUUGUUUUGGACUGUGAAGUGGGUUUGGUAAAUAAUAGCUAGUAGAUAGUCAUAUUUAAAUAGCUUCAGCACAUUGUUAAGGUUGUUUAUCGUCUCAGUGUUUCCUGUGUAGGUCUCUGCUUGGACUGUGAGUUGCUGUUAGUAGCUGUUGCUGAAACCAGGCGACAGAAGAGGCAGGAAGUUAAAUAAAGCUCACUAGCAGGCUAGCUUAGCUCAGCCCUGUGUAGCUGCAGUUGGCAGCAUGGCAGCUGUUCUGGAGCUGAUCGCUGGGAGCUACGAGCAGGUAGCUUUUGGUUACCGAGUGAAGACUGAUGACAAAGAGUGGACAGCCGAGGCAGACUUCACACACCACGCCCACACAGCAUCCAUAUCAGCUGUAGCAGCCAGUGAGAGGUUUGUUGUCACAGGAAGCAAAGAUGAGACCAUACAGCUGUACGACAUGAAGAAGAGGACUGAACACGGAGCUCUGCUGCAUCAUGACGGCACCAUCACCUGCCUGGAGUUUUAUGGGACGUCUCAUCUGCUGAGCGGAGGAGAAGAUGGACUCAUAUGUGUGUGGGGCAAGAAGAAGUGGGAGUGUCUGAAAACCAUCAGAGCUCACCAAGGUCACGUCACAUCAUUGUCCGUCCAUCCAUCUGGGAAACUUGCACUUUCAGUUGGGACAGAUAAGACUCUCAGAACAUGGAAUCUAAUUAACGGAAGAUCGGCCUUCAUCAAAAACAUAAAACAGAAUGCACACAUUGUCAGAUGGUCUCCAGAUGGGGAUAAAUAUGUGGCUGUGGUGAACGACACAGUAAACAUCUACGACCUGCAGACAGCCUCUGUGACAGGAACAAUCACAAACCCAAAGAGGAUCUCAUCUAUUAAGUUCUUAAAUAACUCCAUCCUGGCCGUCGCAGGAGACGAUGAGAUUGUGAGAUUUUGUGACCUGGGAAAGGAGAAAUGGGUGUGUGAGUUUAAGGCUCAUGAAACCAGAGUGAAAGCAGUUGACAGUUUCAUGAUGGACGAUUACUGCGUGCUGGUGACGGCUUCGAACGACGGAUUCAUCAAAAUGUGGAAACUCCAUCUAAAAGAGGAACUGGAGUCUCCCACUCUUCUUGGGGAAGUGAACACAACAGCCAGACUGACGUGCCUCGCUGUGUGGAAACCUACAUCAGUGCAACAGACCGCAGAGAAACCAGCAGCUGAGGCAACAACAUCUCAAGAACUCAUUCAGGAGCUUUCAAAGACGAAGAGAGUCCGGAUCGCAGUAGAAGAAGUUAUUCUAGAAGAUGAGAGCAAACCCAAAAAGAAGAAAAAGGGCAGUGGAAAAUAAAAUGGAAAAUAAAAAAUCGUUAUUAUUAUU
Molecule: messenger RNA, 1375 nt
Organism: Sebastes umbrosus (honeycomb rockfish)
Lineage: Eukaryota; Metazoa; Chordata; Actinopteri; Perciformes; Sebastidae
Gene: pak1ip1
Product: PAK1 interacting protein 1
Exons: 10
Coding region: 272-1345 (357 amino acids)
Molecular function (GO): protein binding
Source: RefSeq, a predicted model, not a curated record